AUGAUCGGUUCGCGUCGCCACGCUAUCUCUCCCCUCCCCUCCCUUCGCCUUUCCUCUCCCUUCGCCUUUCCUCUCCCUUCGCCUUUCCUCUCCCUUCGCCUUUCCUCUCCCUUCGCCUUUCCUCUCCCGUCGCUUUCCUCUCCCGCCGCCCUUCUUUCUCUCCCGCCGCCCUUCCUUCUCUUCCGUCGCCCUUCUCUCCCGUCGCCUUUCUCUCCCGUUGCCCUUCCUACUCUCCCGUCGCCCUUCCUACUCUUCCGUCGCCCUUCAUACUCUCCCUUCGCCUUUCUCUCCCGUCGCCCUUCCUACUCUCCCGUCGCCCUUCCUCUCUCCCGUCGCCCUUCCUCUCUCCUGUCGCCUAUUCUCUCUCCCGCCGCCCUUCCUUCCUCCCGCCGCCCUUCUUUCUCUCCCGCCGCCCUUCCUUCUCUCCCGUCGCCCUUCUCUCCCGUCGCCUUUCUCUCCCGUUGCCCUUCCUACUCUCCCGUCGCCCUUCCUACUCUUCCGUCGCCCUUCAUACUCUCCCUUCGCCUUUCUCUCCCGUCGCCCUUCCUACUCUCCCGUCGCCCUUCCUCUCUCCCGUCGCCCUUCCUCUCUCCUGUCGCCUAUUCUCUCUCCCGCCGCCCUUCCUUCCUCCCGUCGCCCUUCCUCUCUCCUGUCGCCCUUUCUUUCUCCCGUCUCCUAUCCUCUCUCCUGUCACCCGUCUUCUCUCCCGUCGCCCCUCCCCUCCCGUCUUCCUCUCUUCCGUCGCCCUUCAUCUCUCCCACCCCAUCAUCCACCUCGGCGUCUUCGCGCUCGCCCCGAAAUGCCUGCCCGUCGCCCCGUCGCCCCGUGAUCGUCGGCCCCUCUCGCUUUUCCCUCGCAGCGUUACUCGAGGCUCGUGUGGUCGCUGCAACCCUUGCCCUGGACGACACUGCGAGCAAGUUGGUGUAUGCCAACAAGCGCCACGCAGAGGCUAAUGGCCAUCCUUUUGGCUGGGAGGAGUUCAAAGCUGCCAUGCUGGCGGCAUUCCUGAGUCAGCCCCCGGCGCUCGAGGUGCGUAGCCGCCUGGAGAACAUCCAGUGCGGUGACCAGCCUGUACGCGAGUACGCCAAGGAGUUUGAGAAAACUCUGUCGCUGCUGAAGACUGCUCUUCCUGAGAGCGAGGUCAUCCACCAGUUCUUCAAGGGUCUCCCUGAGCACAUCAAGCGUGUGCAUGUUGUGCGCGGGGAGCACCAGUGGAGGACCUACAAGGAGUGCAAGGAGCAGGUCAUUGACACGGAUGUGAAUUUCCGUGCGUACAUGACUCACGCUCGUGCUCAGCAGCAGCCUAGUGCCGAAGGCCCUAGGGGGGGUGGUAACAGGACUCAGGCACACAGGGGCAGUGGCUCUUGGAAGAGGCCCUAUCAGCAGAAGGGGGAAUCCUCUGGGACUCAGUCCAAGAGGGCCCAUGCUGGGCCUGCCAAGGAUCCUCAGGAUGAGGAUAAGCCCCCGGCAGGCUGCCGCAUCUGUGGCAAGCUCGGGCACAAGUCCUAUCACUGCCGUUGGAGGAAGUCCGUCAAGAACUCCGGCAAGCCCAACCAGGGCAAGAAGCCGGAUGGUUCUGGCCCUUCAGGCCCGAAGGAUUUUCCGAAGUCCAACUAG
This is a messenger RNA of Closterium sp. Naga37s-1, 1617 nucleotides long. The record is from the annotation of a GenBank genome assembly. Lineage: Eukaryota; Viridiplantae; Streptophyta; Zygnematophyceae; Desmidiales; Closteriaceae.